GUGCAAGAACAUCUCCUAUCGUAAUACUCCAUUUUUUUUCCUUCAAAGUAAAGUAAAAGUGAAUAUGAAAUAAAAAUACUAGGACCUAAUUCUAUUUCUAAGUGAUGAACAAACAAAAAAUAAAUUACUUCAUUUAUAAAAUACUUUAUAAUGGAAUGAGAUAUAAAAUUGAGUUGGGACAUUGUUUAUUACAUAAUCACUUUUACCCUAUUUUACAGAAAAAAUGCGUAGAGUUGGAGAUACCCUAAAUAACUUAUUGACAAUAGUGGAUUAUAUUAUUCAUAUGCUCUUAAUAUUUUGUUUCUACAAUUUAAUGACAUAGCAAUGAUUUGAUAUAUGGUUUAUUGGUACUCCACAUGCAAUUUAGCUCAUGUAUUUAAUUAAAAAAAUAUAGCUCAUGUAUAUUAACAAGAAUUUACAAAACCCAUCCAAUAUUUAUGUUCUUUUUUAAAAAAAAAUUGGUUUUCCAACUCUCUAGUCUUCGUCUGCAUUAUCAAUAAACAAUGAAAACUAUUUUGGUUUUUAACUUCAAAAAAAAAAAAACUCAGUAGAAAAUUUCCAUUUAAUUAAGGUAUAAACAUGUCAAAAAAACGGUAAUUAUCUUAAUCGAAGCGAAAAAAGGAAAACAAAUAAAUAAACCCUCCAAAAACCUUACGCCGGAUUAGUCUCAGAAAAACCUAAAUAGUUUCCUCUCCUUCCUCACCACGAUGAUGAUGACGACGGAUGAUGAUCUCAACGAUCCAUGCGAUUUCGUCACUGUAGAAGCGGAAUCGAACCCAGACUCACUCCAACAAUGGCUCUCCACCGUAGAAAACGGAAAGGCGAACGGGACGCGGCGGUCGGAUAUCUCCACGAAGGCGAAGAAGCACCUCUCCUCUCUCGGCUGGCGUUUCGCUUACUUUCCUAAACGGAAUAAGAAGCGAGAGCUCCGCUAUAAAUCUCCUAAAGGAAAGUGGUUCUACUCCUUAGCCACAGCUUGCUCGAGCUGUGUCCACGAAGACGACGAUGGCUCGAGACGAGAGCUGAUCGUUCCCGAAUCUGAUGAGUCUCCGAGAGACCUCUCAGUAGCUUUCAUCGAAACCGUUUCUGGUGAUAAUGUAUCGAGGAGGAGGAAGAAGAGAGUGAAGGAUUGUGAAACGGCGGCGUUUAGUGGGAACAAAGCGCUUAUUGUGUCGAAGAAGAGGAAGGAGAGAGUGAAUGUUGGUGAAACGGCUGCGUUUAGUGGGACCAAAGUCGUUCUCAUUGUUGAUGUGUCGAAGAAGAGGAAGAGAGUGAGUGACUGUGAAACGACUGCGUUUAAUGGGGUAGCUCUUAAAGAAGAAAAGAAUCAUCCUUUGUCUGAUAUUCUCAAUGUUGAUGUUAUAAACCAACAAGAGAAGAAGAGAAUGGCUGCUGCUGCGUUUAACAGCAAAGCCAAGGGGGAGAUAAGGCCGAGGUUUGAGAAGUCGUUGAGGAAGGUCUUACAAGUGAUGGAGAAGAAGAAUGAAACGUGUGAAAAGGAGUCUGUAAGGUUCUGGAGGAAAGACUGUGGUCCAGAGAAGAAUUGUGACGUGUGUUGUGUCUGUCAUUUUGGUGGAGAGUUGCUUCUAUGCGACGGUUGUCCAUCAGCGUUUCACCAUACUUGCAUAGGGUUGCACAUUCUUCCAGAGGAAGAGCUCUGGUUCUGUCCAUGUUGCUGCUGCGAUAUCUGUGGAUCAAUGGUAACGUUGGGAAACAGCAAGCUGAUGACUUGUGAGCAGUGUCAAAGAAGGUUUCAUCUAAAGUGUUUGAAACAAGAGACUUGUCUUGUUUCGUGUAGAGGCUGGUUCUGUAGUAAGCAAUGCAGCAGAGUUUAUUCCGGGCUUCAGAGUCUACUAGGACGUAAGAUUGUGGUAGGGGAAGAGGGUUUGGUUUGGAGUUUGAUUAGAGCUCCUAAUGAUGGUGAACACUACGAUGAUGAACAAAUGGCCAAGCUAGACUCUGCUGUUGAGAUACUUCACCAAGGGUUUGAGCCUUCAACGGACCCUUUCUCUGGGAGAGACCUUGUCGAGGAGUUGAUAUACAGGAAGGACGCUAGUGGCGUGGGUCGUGGGUUUUACACGGUUUUGGUAGAGAGGAACAACGAGCCUGUGACUGUGGCGGCGAUGAGAGUUGACAAAGAUGUAGCUGAGAUCCCUUUGGUGGCGACAUUGUCUAGUUACAGGAGAAGUGGGAUGUGUAGAGUGCUUAUGGAUGAGUUGGAGAAGCAGAUGUCUAGAAUGGGAGUUCGUAGAUUGGUUUUGCCUGCUGCUAAAGAGGUUGUGAGUACUUGGUCUCAGGGGUUUGGGUUCAAGGUGAUGGAUAGUUGGGAGAGGUUGGAGUUUGUGAAACAUGGGAUGCUUGAUUUCGUUGGCACUGUGAUGUGCAGUAAGUUUCUGAGGGAAAGAGAAGUGUCAGGAGAGUCAAGCUUAACUGAAUAGGAGUUGGGAACAGAACCUGAUAACACUUUUUGUCAUGUAAAGAUUCAAUCUACUCUUGACGUGGGAUAACAAAGCAUAUAACUUUUUGUACAUCUUUUAGUGUGUUAACUAAAUCAGACACCUUGAUCGGAUCCAUAACUACUGUAUACAAGUUUCUUAGAGAAACAACCAAGAAAAUGCAAUAUAAGAAGCAUUUUCUAAAGAGUAUUGGCUCAAUCUGAGGUAACAAGUUUUAAUC
Molecule: messenger RNA, 2676 nt
Organism: Brassica napus (rape)
Lineage: Eukaryota; Viridiplantae; Streptophyta; Magnoliopsida; Brassicales; Brassicaceae
Product: increased DNA methylation 1
Exons: 1
Coding region: 708-2438 (576 amino acids)
Biological process (GO): negative regulation of DNA-templated transcription
Molecular function (GO): acyltransferase activity, transferring groups other than amino-acyl groups; transcription corepressor activity
Source: RefSeq, a predicted model, not a curated record